This is a messenger RNA of Symbiodinium sp. CCMP2592, 267 nucleotides long. NCBI's taxonomy places the organism in Eukaryota, Dinophyceae, Suessiales, Symbiodiniaceae. The record is from the annotation of a GenBank genome assembly.
AUGGGCGAGGGCGAGUUGAAGGUAAAGCUGAAGAUGGGUGUGGAUUUCAUCGGCACCACAGGACGGAAGCGGUUCAAGAAAUUGAGUUUUUGGCUUUUCGUGAAGAUCCUCACGACGGCGAAUGCAUAUGCUGCAGAGAUUGCCUGGUGGUGUAACCGGAACCCAGACUACAUCGCAUGGAGCCACGGCAACCUGAACGUGGAUAAUGUCUUCUUCUGGCGAACCUCCGAGGGUGCCUCCGACAGAACUCAGCUUUGCAGUUGCUGA